Spirodela intermedia is the source of this 17834-nucleotide messenger RNA. The record is from the annotation of a GenBank genome assembly. Lineage: Eukaryota; Viridiplantae; Streptophyta; Magnoliopsida; Alismatales; Araceae.
AUGGAUAGCCCUCCUUCGGAGUUUUCGGGGAGGUACUUUUACAACCCCACUCUGCGUUGGAACCGGCAGGUAGAGGAGUACUUUAUAAACGCCUAUGGGGCCGACCACUUUGCCAGAAUCUCCAGGGCUCUCACGUAAAAACUGCCUUUCCAGUCUCUAUCUGUUGUUGAAAGUGCUAUUUUUUUUUUUGUUACUACGUGUAAAGAACGAUUAUUUGUGUCCUAAGGAGAAGACGACUACCCACUGAGCUAUUUCCACAUUUUUCAUAUUUUUUUCCAUGUUUUCUUUGUCAUGAAGACUUAGCCGGUACAAACUAUGUUAGGAAGACAUUUUCUGAGUUAACAUGCCAAUAAUUCCACUGGGUUUUCUAGGAGAGGAGAGUUUCAGCAAUUGCAAAAAGGAGAAAGUUUUCUUGUCGUUGUGACACCUUUGGUGAAUGUAUUUAAAUUUUCUGUUAACGUUAUCAUAACAUCCUUAUUUUCAUAAGGAAUAUUUCCUUGGGAUUGUCCCGUGUAGCCCAUAUAACUCGGAUUCAGAUCGGAUCAAGCUUGCUGGUUUUGGGUUCCAUUUAUAUCCAGCUUCGCAUUGGAGGAAGAAGGGAUCAAAUGCAGUAGUGCCAAGUAGGGAGAGUAAGAUGUGCAAUGCAGGCGAAUAACUUUUAGUAGAAAACGUAAUGGGGAGAAGCAGCACUUGUAUUUAAAGGAGAAUUAUUUUAGGAAGUGAUGUGUGAGGAGGUAGAUGUGGUGCAAGUGAUGGUUAGAGUGGAGGAGCAACAUUAAUCUUGAUUUUUAAAUUUUUGUCUCUAAUAAUCGAAGAGCUGAAAAAUAUUGUGCCAAAGAGCCAUAUAAAUUGCCUCUUUUCUCUUGUGAAACCAUUGAUUAUGAUAUGAGUAACUGAGUUUUUAUCUGUUCACUGUUGGCCAUAUUUCAUUUUGAUACAUGAUGUCACACAAACAACUGGGAGUUUUCUUUCUAUUAUUCUUGAUGAUCAAUUUUAUGUAUCCUUACCUCCCAUGUUUUUGUUUUCUAUUGUUCAAACUCAAUAUUCGAUGCAUCCUUUUGACUGAUUUAUUUUCCCUUUCCACAUGUUCGUUUUUCGUUUCUUUGUUCAAUAGGCACCCCUCUUCCUACUCCUGUGUUCGUGUAAAUUUUCUAAGGUCUACAAGGGAUGUUGUCAUUGAGAAGCUUACAUCUAUUCUAAAUGGAAUAAACUUCAGAAGCAGUCCUGACUUGACAUGCAUGGGCAGAAACAGUGCUACUGCAGAAGUGGACCAUGAAAUCCAGUUACCUUCAUCUAAUGGAUUGCCUAGGGAUGGAGAUAUCUUUAAGAAACAUCUAUCAAUUGACAAAUGUCAAUUGCCUGGUUUAGAUUAUGUUUUUUUUGUCAAAGGUUCGGGACCACAUGUGAUGCAAUGUCGUGAUUUCUUAGUUCAGCCACUAAAGGAAGUAAUUGUUAGCCGGAAAUGUGCUGAGGCAGUUCUUCGAGGGGCACAGGUAUGGCCAGGUGUGUCAUUCAAGCUGAUGCAUGCCAAACUUUCUUUUUCUUUUUCUUGUUACAGAAAAUAUUGAUUGUACCGUAUAUUAGUUCUGUAAAAUAGAUGUACCAGUCCUGGACACUUCUGCUAGGAUAUAUUUACCAUUUGAACAUGAUUACUGUCUCAAACUUCCAAUAUAACUUAAAUCGCCGAAAAUUGAGCUGGUGGGUCAUAGACGCGCUGAGCCCAUGUCCUUGAUUUCCACUUCCUUCCUUGACGUAUAUCUCCCCAUCUCUUGAUAAGCUCCCCUAGUUUCAUCCCCUUUUCCCCAGUGACCACUCCCAACCGUUUCCCUUCUCUAGGCAACCGUCUCCCAGCCAUCUCCUAUGUGCCUUGGUGUUACCAUGAGGCAUGCUCCUGACUUUCCUGAAGGUUCCUCUGAGUUGUGUCUGGAGCCUGUUUUUGGGCUUUAAUGGCUUAGGCCUAUCCAAAGAGUACGAAGGCUCAACUGUGCAUGGGAAGCCUCCUUCAAUGCCCCUUUGAGGUCCUCUUUAUUUUUGGGUUUUUAGGUUUUUAGGUUCAAUUUUUAUUGCGAGGUGCAAAAUUGGGUGGUACGUUGUUGCAGUUUAAAUUUUCCUGGUUUUUUUCUUUCUUAUUUUUCAUUCCUUUUCUUCAUUUCUUCCUCUUCUGCUAUCUGCUAAGAAGUGCAUUACCCUCCCAUGUCUCUUAUUGCUCCAUUAUUGGCUAAUAGGUCCAAUUGGAAAGACAGGUUGCAGAUAUCUUUUUUCGCUUUUAAGGGGUUUUGUGGGAGGGAGGGUUCAGAUGGGCACGAAAUGACUCGAUUUUCAAAAUUAUUUACUUUGUUCAACUACUAAUGCUAUGGAUAUGGGAGAAUUGUCCCCCUUCCUUUGGGUCCCUACAGAUACACAAAUAAAUUGCUUACUUAUUCUUUGAUUAUGCUCUUUUGAUGCGGGGCUUAAAAGUCUCAAGUCCCUCAUAAUUUCACUUACGAUCUACUUCUAGCCAAUGUAGAUGCUAAUUGGGUGAACUUUCAUAUAUUCACUAGAUUUCAAUGAUCGCUUCCUUUUCUCCAAUUUAAUGAAAGAACUUUCUUCUUCUAUAUCACUGAGUAUUUGUAGAGCUAAGUGAAAAUAAUGAUUUAUUUCCACAGGUGUUUGUCCCUGGUGUGUUGGCCUGCAGUUCUCAUGUGGAAAAGGGUGAUGUUGUGGCUGUUUCAGUUGCUGUGGAGCAGCCUAGACCUGAUGGUGAAUGGGGUGUUGGUAUAACACGUGGAACUGUCCUGCAGGGCCUGCAAUCAGGUACCCAGUGUAGAUGUCUUGAAUGACGGUAAAUCAUCUAUAUCACCAUUCAUAUUUCUCAUUUGUUUCCAAAAAGGAAUGGGGUCUGUCGCUAAAGAGAAAAAAAUACUAUGUUUUGCUUUCAGACUGAGCCUUGAAAGGAGUCACAGGGUUAAAUACAACUUUAAGGACUCUUAUUUGGUGUAAGUUUAAGAUCAGGCUCAGUGCUUCUGUAGUCCAAUAUCUAAUGUGGUCUCUUAGGAAUGGAACAUCCCUAACUAAUUUACUAGUUUUCUCUUUCAAGGCGACUAAUGUUAAGAUGGAACACAAAGAUCCGAGGGGAGUAAUGAAGCCGGAAGCAUGAGGAUGCAUAGUAGUGGGGUGUAAAUAUAUUUGAACGUGAAUAAGUUGAUUUUUAGCAUUUGGAAUGGAAACUCAGAUUUGCAAUAAAAUUGGUUGGCCAUGAAGAAAGAAGUCCUCUCACAGGAUCAUAUUCUCAUAGCCCUCUUUUAGAUUAAAACACCGAUCCCAGUCACAUAAAUACCUAAAGCUUGACUCAUAGUCUGAUAACUUGACUAAAAUGUGGCAUGAUGUGAUGGAGAAGUUUACUAGAUAAGGUUCAAUUCUUGUUUGCCAUUGGGGCCAUUUAGUCUACUCGCUCUUGUAUCCUGUGGUUUAUGAUUGGCUUGGAUAUUUUUUCACAUAAUAUUGGAAACAUUCAUCAUUAUAAAAAAAAGUCUGUCUGAUACUUUGUGGAUUCUUCUUUUUGGUGAAUACUUCGUGGGCUUUCCUGGGUUUUCUCAUGGACAUUAUUGGCAUAUCCAUCUCAGUUGGAUGCUACAAUCAUUCUAUUAAGUUUCAAAAAUUAUUGAUCCAGUAAUCCCUUGAGUUGGAAACAACAAAUAACAAAACCAAGAGAGGAAGAAGGCUCCUAUUGAGAUACAGCAGCAUGUAUUUCUUACCAAUUCCAGCUCAUCUAGAGUUUCAACUAUUAUUUUUCUUAGACUACUAAAAUUUAUGCUUUCUCCUUUCUGCACUGCCUGCUGCUGUCCAAUAUGCCAGAUUUAAUGGCUCAAGGUAAAGUGGUUUCUUUUUAACUUCCAAAGCUCAGUUGUUCAUGUUUGGAGUUUUAAACAAAGCCAGCUACAUCAUGCUUCACCGAUUUAUAUUCAUCUGAGGCUCUCUGGACGAGCGUCAAAUUCACUGUUCUUCUCCCUUAACUUCAUGCCAUUAUCAUCUACUUAUUUGUGCAAAAAAAAUGAAGGACACGGGAAUCAGUAAACAUCAACUGUGAAUAGUGCAGCUAGAAUUAUUCCACUUACCGACUGACCCAUGGUUUUGCAAAGACUGAAUCAAUCAAGACAAAAAAAAAUUGCAUUUUAGACAGGCCUCAUUAUCAACUUUUUUUGAUUGCACUUCAACUUGGUCACUGAUGCCAUUAUCAAGUAGAUUCUUAGAUGCCUCCAUUCUGCCAUUUUUUUGCCUAUUCGAGUCAUUACAUUUGUAGUUCACCUUUCCUUUGCUUUCAAUGUCAAAUUCCUCUAAGUGGAUGUUUUGCGUACUUUUUCUUAGUGGUUGCAAAAAUUUAUUUCUUUUUCUCGUCGAUCUUCGUGUUAUUCAUUAAUCUGCUGCAAGGUGGGUGCUAUAAUUCAUUGAGAUGAUUUAACUAAAGUGUGCUGAAGUUCUGGUGCUGCAUGUCUUGACUUUCUUCCUCUAUUCAUCUUCACUAUUAUUAGGAAAACGUCCAACCGCGCCCACAUUAUAAUCUCUGGUCUUCUUCAUGAUCAUUUCUGAACAAGUAUUUAUUUUUUCGCAGAUCCUCAUUAUCAUGAAAGAAACGGCUUAUACAUUGGACAGGGUGUAGCAAUGAUGUCAAGAGCUGGAAUCUUCCGUGUAUCUGAAGGAACUGCUGUGGAAAUGUCAAAUAGGAUCUACAAUCUUCCAUCUUUUCACGGUAUCAUACUAUUUAACUUGAAAUAGUGCCUUGUUUUUUUUUGCAUCAAAGUUUUUUGCCGUGGAAUGUAGUUGCCAUACAUUUUAGUUGGAGAGCUUAACUUCAUUGCGGAAUCUAGUAACAACUUCAAAAAAAAACAAGAAACAAGGAAAUGGCAAGCAUCUUCUAGCAUGAUUUCUUAUCUCUGUAAGGUUUUUUUUAUUAGGUUGUACCUCCACCUGUUACUUGUAAUACCAUUUCAUAUUUAAUUUUUUGUGCUGCUCGAGGUGUCCUGCCGAUUGCUCAAGUAAAUCGUUUGCAUAUGCUAAUUCAUUUUCCUGGUUCUUUCAUUGGAAUUGUUUGGUUACUUGCUUUGGAGAAUGUGUGCUAUCUAUGUGUGGAAGAUGUUUUGAAUGCUGAUGACAUCCUUUUUUUUUAAAGUACUAUUUGUCAUAUGGACGCCCAUUCUUUUUUGUUUGAAUGACAUGUAAAAUGAAUUCUGUUUUUUCUUAUAGAUAUUUUGAAGGGGGAAAUAUUUCUUCAAAAUUUGCCCAGCAUCAUUACUGCUCAUGCCCUAGGUACGAUUUACUUCCUUAUUUUCUAAAUUUUGCCUUCACUUGUUAACUAUAUAUUUAAGUUCUUUCUUCUCUUAUCUUUGUAUCCUCAGUAUCUUCUAUGAGACUUAUUUAUAUUUCGGUUUUGAAACUCCUAUCUGAUUAUGCUCAUUUUGAAGCAUUAGUCAUUAUGGCACAUUUUCUUGCACCAUUUCUCCUAUUGCCCCUCCGCUAGAAAAUAAUUAUUUAUUUUUCUACUGGGUAUCUACAUCUAUUAUUGAAUGAAGUAAUUAUACUUAUCAAUAUCAUUCAUAUUAAUCAUUAUAUAUUUGUCAUAUUAAAAAAUAACUAUUUUUAUUACUUUUUCUAAUCCAUAGAUUUAUCUGCUAAUGCAUCUUUCCAAGUUAGUAAUUGCUUAAUGUGUUGUUAUUUGGUCCUUCAGUCGCAGCACCAGGCCUUAACAUUGAGGAACAUGAUAUGUGUAGCUGCUAAAGCUAAACUAUGAACCCCACCAGUCACCGCCCCCCUCCCCAUCUGAUGCAGCUCAGACAUCAGGACGAAAAGUUGCUUGCUGUUAAUUUACAUAGAUUUUACUAUACUCUUUGUUCUUAGAUAACGGGUGUACACUAAUCAAAGACCUUAAAUCACUUCGAUUAUAUAGGUUAUGGUGUGAAAAUAUGUGGUAGAAGUAGAAGAAAGAAUUCAUCACAUGACAUUGGAUCAAAAGUUAAAUCCCUCAGUCUAGAUAAAUCACACCGAAGAAUCAAGCCCACUUGGUUGGGCCUUUUGGUGACUAGCAUCUUCUUAACCUUGCCAUCCUCACCCUAAACAUCAGGGCAGGGAGUGUGGUCUUUUUGUCUCAUAUCAAUUGCUCAUAUUUCUAUGCUUGGAAGUUGAUGCUGGAAACUCGUAAACUAGGUCUGUACAAAAUGUAGCCUUGGUUGUUGACAUGGUCCAGUCAUGUGGGCCAACGACUUGUGACUCUGAUAAGAGUGAGUCAUGGGUUAUUUGUCUGCCUUCUGGUAUCAGUGCAUUUUGUAGUCUGUCAUCAUAGUUAAUAAUCUAGUCAAGAUCUAGCCAUGUGCCCACUGUCUCCUACUAUUUCUGCAUGUCCUAUAGAGUGCUUAUUGCAUGCUUUUCUUGAUAUCUAUGCUCUGGAUCCGUUUCAUCCAUAGGUUUCUUGGAAACAUGGCUGGUCUCUUCAUAGGCAUGUUGAAGUCCCAACUCCAUGGAUACGGUACAAGAAAAACAUGAUCAUUUUUGGACAUUGAUUAAUGCUGCUAUGAGACAAACCAGUAGAGAACUAAAAAGAUACGUUGUGUUUUCCCUCAUUUUGAAACCAGCGCAACCUCAUUGAUUUUUUUUUCUCACGUCCCACAUCCACAUGGUGUGACCCCACUCAGUUGGGAGACCACCAAUUCAUGUGAGACUGCAUUUGGUACAGGAAUAAACGCCAUAGAGCACACUGACUGAAAUAUCUGUGAAUGUAAACUUUCAAGAUCUAUGAUGAGGAGAAUACUACCUCCCACACAAGCAUAAGAGAAACAAAGAGGUUUCCAUGAGGCGUUGACUCACUCUGGAAAACACACGCCGGCCAAUCUAAUGGGGGCAGUAUUAAGUGCGAGCACAGGUAUUUACUAGACAUCUGACAACUCCAAAUACGGUUGUCCUGAAGAUGUCUAUGCUUGAGUGUAGAAACCUGAAGUAUUACGAAUGGAGAUAAUUAUCACUGGUUGGGUCAGACUUGAGCCCUUGUGGGCAACUGGGAUGUAAACCUGUUUCACUAUGGUCAGCAUGAUUUAAAUGUCAUCACAGAGGUCUGGUGACGAUUAGGGUGUGAUUGUCCUGUGAAAGUUCACUCGGGACCACCGGGGUUCCAAUAACGACAAAAAUGAUUUACAUAUGUUUCCUCCGAUCUGACCUCGUCAUACCACGGCAUCUGUCUGCCUGAUUCCCUGGGAUGAUUUUUAUUGAUGUGAUUCUUGAUACAAUGGAAAUCUAAAAACUUCUGUUGGAUAUGAUUUCCUUCCACAAAUUUCUUGUGUUCAAGGUUUUUUUGGAAUAUAUGAGAGUUGAUGGAUGUUUCUGUUACGUUCAAAUGGUGAAUGACUUGUAUGCUUUGAUUUCUAAUGUCUCUUUUCAGACUAUUGUAGAUGAAUGCUGCGAUUUCAGCCAUAAAAGAUUUUAUUCAUGUGUAUACAGAGUUAAUGCUCUUGCAGAUCUAAUGUAUUUUAAUCCUGUAAUUAUCUUACAUUCUGGUUUUUCACGGAUUUAUUUUCUAUUUAUGAUGUUGCCGCUAUUUUUCAAAUUCUAUUAACUUAGGAUCUCAAUAUCUUAUGCUGACGCUUUAUUUGCAUGACCAUGACGGAAAAUUUUCUGAUACAUUGCUAAUGCUAGUUUUACUGGUUAUUGUAUAAGUUAGAUCCCCAUGAAGGAGAACGCAUAUUGGACAUGUGUGCGGCACCAGGGGGGAAAACAACAGCAAUUGCAACACUAAUGAGAGACAGAGGGGAGGUCAUUGCAUUAGACAGAUCACACAAUAAGGUAGGCGGGGUGCCCUUUAGGAAUUCAUCUUUCAAUCUGUUAUUUUCUAAUGGUUUGUGGCUCGUAAUUCAUCUUUAUGUUGGAGUAUGCCCAUCUCUGUAGUUCGAAUUAUUUUUUUUAGCGGGAGUAAUAAUCUAAAGAAGCUGCGUACUAUUUCUAACUUGCUAUCUAUUUCACUGUUAAUGGUGUACUCAUCUCUCCAAUCUGUCAUCCGUCAAGGCAGUUCAUAAGGAAGGCCUGCCAUCUAUCUUUCCCAUCGUAAGGGUAGUGAAAAGUUUUUGCACAGGUCAAACAAUUCCACCUUCUGUCCUCCUGUACAAGUUCUUCAUUUCUAAGGCUGAUGGGUGGAACAGUGGCCUUGUACGUGGAACUGAGCCAAUCCAAGUAGUUGUGAGUUAAAUUUUUGUUAGUCUGAUGGAAUUGAUUUUUUUCGCUUCCCUGCUGCAAAGCUAGUCGGUUGAGUUCAGGAAGUACUGAUAUCAAUGUAAAUUAGCUCUUAGUUACCAAUAUAAUGAAUCAAUUCAAUUAUUACUGCAUGAAAAUUUUAACAAGUUUUUUUUAUUAAUUUUGAUUUCGAAAAGUUUGUAUUUAAAAAAAAAAUGAAUAGAUCAUAACUGACAUUAGUGGUACUUUAGUUUCGUUGUUUCUAGUGUAAGUUUUUUGGUUUUAUUUUUUAAAAAUAUUUUAUUAUUAGUGAGCCAGAAAUCAAUUGAAACUCUUCUUCAAUUGUUCAAGUAUUGAGUUCCUUAAUCCCAUUUGUUUUCAAAUUUAAUUUUUUUCUGACGCUGCAUUAUCGGAGUUAUGCAAUCUAAAAUCUUUCCCAAGCAUGAGAACAUUGUCUCCACAUGGUAGAUCCAUUGAGGUAACUUUGGAGUUAAACACUUCAUGACGGUGAGGGAUCGAUUUAGAAGGAUUAUGCAGGAUUUGCCAGGGUUUGUUUCCCAUUCACUCCAUUUACAGCCAACUAGUUUAUCUCUCUCCCUUUAAAGAUGAUCUGUGCUGGCUUGAGACUGGUCGAAUCAGACUUUCGUACAGUAGGGUUAUUGUUAAUUCGCACAUGAAUCAACUUAAUACCUCACCUUGGUUGUGACUCGGGCCUCCUCUGUACCUUGUCUCUUUAUCUGUGUAGCCAUUUGUAUGAGCUCUUUUAGACUCAAAUUGUGUCCUUAACCUUGAUUAUUGUGUUUAUCAUUAGCCUUCCUUCAUAAGAAGUAGAUGAUAAUCUGUUAUGUUACAGGCACUUACAUUCAUCAUAUAUGCCUGACUAUACGACUUCAAAGUAUGUUGACCAGAGCUACUUGACGAUUUUUAGGUGAUUGCCAUCGUGAAGUUGGCUGAAGAGAUGGGUUUGACUUGCAUUCGUGCUUAUAAACUUGAUGCUCGCAAAUCAGUCCAGAAGAAAGAUAGUACCGAGGUUCCUUCAACAAAUUCCAGGACAGAAAUCUCAUGCAAUAAUGUUGACGACUCAAAAUUGAUGGGUAAUGAACGGUACAACACUGGUCUAACCAUUACUGAAUGUGGUAAGAAAGGCAUGCCUCAUUCUUAAUUGGGGUGACAUUCAUGUAUGUGUACUGUUCUAGCGACGAAAAAUAGAGAACUAGGUGACAGAUCUAUAAUGCACGGUAUCUCUCCAACUGUUGCUUCUUCUGUAACAUAAACAACACAAAGGUGUGCAUUUGCUUCGGUGGACCCGAAACAUCUGCCUUGCAGGCAGGAUGCUGGAAAGUUUGUAUGUAAGAAAUUUGAAGUCUUUUCAUUUAAAUACACAGAAGGAGUCGUGUCUUUAGAGAUAAAAUGAAAAUUUAUAUGAAAUGCUUUAGCCAAUUUACCAAGAAUUGGCACGAGAUAUGAGCUCCUUUAUGAGGGUAGACAUUGGUGACGGGUCAUUGCCAUUCAACAAUUUCUUGGAAACCGAUUGACUAGGCUUGUCCUCAUUAUACAUGAUGUGUGGUUCAUUACACUAACCAUUGUAGCUUUGCAGAUUUGAAUUUGAUUAUUCAUCCAAUUUCUGGCUUCUGGAAGUAGGCCUUGUCUAAUAUCGUUGUCAUUUCAUAGAGAUAUGGCUAAAAACAUUCUCUCAAAUGGUACUUUCGUGAUGGUAUUCAUCUCAUUAUGAACAGAGUUGAUCGAGCGUACUUUUGCAGCAUGUAAAAGUGUUACAAGAUACGAUGGACAGAGAAACAAAGGACGAAACAGUAAAUGGAAAAAUUAUUUCUAACAGUCCCCCUCAAGCUGGGAAUGGGCAACAUACAUUCACCAGCUUGAGGGGGAGUGUUAGAAAUAAUUUUUCCAUUUACUGUUUCGUCCUUUGUUUCUGUCCAUUGUAUCUUGUAACAGAACAAUAGACUGAACCGGUUCAAAUUGAACUGGUCCGGUUUACCCUCUCCCAUUUCAUAACAGCUGGUCAAUAUAAAUACCAACCAGCAUGUAAACAUUAGAGUGUGAUGAAAUUUAGGGCUUCGGCCUUCUUCUUUUCGUGUCUCUCUCUCUCAUGUUCACUGCUAGCACAGACAAGAAGGAAGGGAGGUGUUUGGAGAUGAUCAAAGUCCAGCACGAUUUCUAACAUGGUAUCAGAGCUCAGGUGUGAUCAUUCCAGACUCCUUUGAUCUUCUGAGUUCUUCUUGAACACCUCUUUUUUCAUUUUCGACAGAGAACACAUUUCUUUGUGACUUGUUAAAACAAGUCACUAAUUGUUCGUUGAUUCUGCACUAUCUAGGUGAGAAUCUAGCGCUAUUGAUCUACAGAACACGAACUGUAGGUUCGUGUCUUGAUCUGUAGAUUAACUCAUUUCUAAAACAAACAUACCUAAUUCUUGAAUUCUCAAGAAUGUCUGAAGCGACUUCUAUGACAGAACAAGAACAAUCCCGAUCUGUGAGGGUGGAACCUAGUCUGAUCUAUGGAGAUCUGCCAAUUAUACCACAAAUAGAUCAUCUCGAUGAUAGGAAUUACUUUGGAUGGUCUCAACAAGUUCGAGUUAUUCUUAAAGGACAGGGAAUGACAAAUCACUUAGCUCAUCCAAACGUGAAGGCUGGAGAUCUGGGAUUUGAAGCAUGGGAUCAAAAAGACACAAGAAUCAUGGCUUGGAUAUGGACAACCAUGAUUCCUGAGAUCCAUAGAACAUGUUUGUAUCUUCCCAUAGCUAGAGCAAUGUGGGAAAAUUUAUAUCAGACUUAUUCAAGAGCAAGAGAUGCUGCACAACUUUAUGAAUUAAAGUUAAAGAUGAUGACUAUGAGGCAAAUGAAAAAAUCAGUGACAGAAUACACUCAUGAAGUAAGAACAUUAUGGCAAGAAUUUGAUCAAUAUAAAAUUGCUGAUAUGACAGAUCCAUUUGAUGCAGCUUUGUAUAGAGAGGAAAUAGAAAGGGAUAGAACCUUCGAAUAUCUUGUGGAACUGAACUCUGAAUAUGAUCAAGUCAGAAUUCAGAUCCUAGGAAGAGAGAAAUUACCUCCUCUCAAUGAAGUAAUCUCCCUAGUAAGAGGAGAAGAAAGUUGUCGGAACCUAAUGCUUGGUUCUCAGAAUGUGGAAAAUUCAAUAUUUAUGACUAAAAAUGGAAAACAUUAUGGCAAUAAUAGUGCCAAAACAAAGGGUGAACCUUCAGGACAAGAGAGGACUUCUAACAAUGAUUUAAGAAACAAGUUAUGGUGUACAUAUUACAAGAAAGCAAGGCACACAAUUGACAGGUGUUAUAAAUUACAUGGAAGGCCUCAAAGUCAUAAAUGGGUACAAAAGAGAGGACAACAAAAGAGUGAAAAUCAAGCAUAUAUAUCUGUUGUCCAACAAGGGGAAGUAAAUACCUCAGCUGCCAUAGAAGAAGUUCCACAAGCUCAAGUAUUACAAGCUUCGUGUUCAUCUAACUAUUCAAGUAAGUCUCCAACUUUUAUUGCGUUGAGUGCCUCAACAAAUAGUAAAUCUUCACCCUGGAUUGCUGAUUCAGGGGCCACAUAACAUAUGACCUAUGCCUCUCAUCUAUUUAACUCAUAUGCUCCUUGUCUAAGCAAUAGAAAAACUACCACAGCUGUUGGCUCCUCAAUUACAGUUGCUGGGAUAGGAAACAUUUGUCUUAACCUUAUAUUACCUUGAAAGAUGUACUUCAUGUUCUUAUGUUGACCACCAACCUAAUUUUUGUUAGCAAACUCACACGUGACCUAGGUAAUGUUGUGUUUGAUCCUAAUACUUGUCUGUUUUUUGACAAGAUGUCUGGGAGGACGAUUGGACGUGCUAGAGAAUGGAGUGGAAUCUAUUAUUUGGAGCUUCCAAGCCAAUCAAACAUUGCAAUAGAUCAAAACAACAUUCCUAAGAACCCUGACCUGUCAAACAGUGAAAAAAAUUGGCUUUAACAUCAAAGAUUAGGACAUCCCUCUUUUUUGAUUCUGAAGAGUUUGUUUCUUUCUUUGUUUCACAACUUGAACACCUCUGAAUUCAAGUGUGAAGUAUGUGAAUUUGCCAAACAUUGAAAAAUAUCAUUUCCUGAAAAUAAUACGAAGUGUUUAAUACCUUUUUUCCAUGUUCAUAGUGAUGUAUGGGGGCCUGCAUCAACACCUAGCACAAGUGGAGCUAGGUGGUUUAUCACCUUUAUUGAUGAUUGUACAAGGAUGACGUGGAUUUAUUUGCUUAAAAAUAAAUCUGACGUAAGUAUGGCACUCAUACAAUUUUGUUCUUUAAUAAGAACUCAGUUUGAGACAACAAUUCAGAGGUUUAGAUCUGAUAAUGCUAAAGAUUACUUCAAUCAUACUUUAACUUCUUACUUUCAAAAAGAAGGUAUUGUACACGAAUCAUCAUAUGUCUAUACACCCCAACAAAAUGGGGUGGCUGAACGGAAAAAUGGUCAUCUGUUAGGGAUGACUAAAGCUCUCAUUAUUCAAAAUAACAUACCAAAAUAUUUUUGGGGUGAGGGAGUUCCUAUGGCUGCCCAUCUUAUAAAUCGUCUACCAACUAAAUCUUUGAAUUUUAAAAGUUCUAUUGACAUGUUAUCUUUCUUUUACCCUCAUAUUCUAUUGAAAACGAAUCUCAUAUCCAGAAUAUUUGGUUGUACAGCAUUUGUUCAUAUUCAUGAACAACAUAGAGACAAAUUAGAUCCUAGAGCUCUAAAAUGUAUUUUUGUAGGAUAUUCCCAAACACAGAAAGGAUAUUGUUGCUAUUAUCCUCCGACAAAGAAAUUUUUCAUUUCAAGGGAUGUUACCUUCAAUGAGAAGGAAGCAUAUUAUGACAUAUCAAAUCAUCAUGAUAAAAUUAAAAUGUUAGAGGAUCCAGAAAUAAUUUUUUUACUUCCUGCUGCCAAUUCAUUACUAGACCUCACUAUGGCUCCCAUCGAACCACCUAUUCUUGAAUCUACUCCUAAUGUAUACCUCAAAAGAGGAAGAUUUAGCCAUGUAUAUUUCAGAAAAAAAGAGAAUACUCCAGAAUCUGUGCAUGUUCAAGAAUCCUCCCAGGAUGAGUCAUAUGAGACAUCCCAGACCAGCACCUUACUUACUGAUGAAGACCUACCUAUUGCCCUUUGAAAAGGGGUAAGAGAAUGUACCAAAAAAUCAUUAUAUCUUAUGACACUUUUUUUGUCAUAUAAUAGAUUAUCACCUUCACACAAGGCCUUUGUAUUUAACCUAAAUUCUACCUCAAUCCCAAAGACUGUUUUUGAGGCUUUAACUCAUUAGAAGUGAAGACAAGCUAUGAAUGAGGAGAUGGAAGCUUUAAGAAAAAAUGAUACUUAGGAACUUGUACGUCUGUCAAUAGGGAAGAAAGUUGUUGGCUGCAAAUGAGUGUAUACAAUUAAAUAUUGUUCAGAUGGAUUCAUAGAAAGAUACAAAGCCAAACUAGUUGCAAAAGGAUACACACAAACUUAUGGAGUUGAUUAUCUUGAAACUUUUGCACCAGUAGUAAAAAUGAAUACAAUUAGAGUACUUUUGUCAUUGGCAAUUAACUCUGAUUGGGAUCUUCAGCAAUUUGAUGUUAAGAAUGCAUUUUUACAUGGUGAAUUAGAAGAGGAAAUAAUAUGGAGGUACCACAUGGAUAUGAGAGAAAUUUAGAUGCUAAUAUUGUGUGUAGGCUGAAGAAAGCAUUGUAUGGACUAAAACAAUCUCUUCGAACUUGGUUUGGUAAAUUUAUGAAAGUUAUGCUCAAAAUGGGAUACAAACAAAGUCAAAGUAAUCACAUUUUAUUUUUCAGCCAUUCCUCUUCAGGGGGAGUUACCACUCUAAUAGUAUAUGUGGACGAUAUUAUUGUGACUAGAAAUGAUGAUGCAGAAAAAAGACUUCUAAGUCAAUGUUUAUCUCAAGAAUUCGAGAUGAAAACUGUAAGAAGAUUAAAAUACUUCCUAGGUAUUAAAGUUGCAUAUUUUAAGAAUUCUAUUUUUCUAUCUCAACAAAAAUAUGUGAUAGAUUUGCUUCAAGAAACUGGAAAAACAACCUGCAAACCAGUUAAUUCUCCAAUUGAUCCUAAUCUCAAGUUAACUGCAGUGGAGGAAGACAUUGUUGUGGAUAAAGGGACGUAUUAACGACUGAUAGGUAAACUGAUUUGACUAUCACAUAUACGGCCAGACAUAGCAUAUGCAGUCAGCGUCAUUAGUAAGUUCAUGCACAAUUCGAAACAAAUACAUUUACAGGCAACAUAUCAUGUUCUACACUUUCUAAAAGGAAUAACAGGAAAAGACAUUCUGUUCAAAAAACAUGAUUAUCUAGCACUUGAAGUGUACACAGAUGUAGUUAUGCUGGAUCGUAGAUCAACGAUCAACAUCAGGAUACUGUACAUUUCUUGGAGGUAAUCUUAUUACUUGGAGAAGUAAAAAACAGAAUGUCAUAUCUAGAUCAAGUGCAGAAGCUGAAUUUCGUGCUAUGGCACAAGGUAUUUGUGAGAUUUUAUAGGUCAAUAUCAUAUUGAAGGAUUUGAAGAUCAAUAUAGAUGGUCCAAUGAAGCUUUAUUGUGAUAAUAAAUCAAUGAUUAAUAUUGCUCACAACCCUGUUCAGCAUGACAGAACUAAUCACAGAGAUUGAUUGCCACUUCAUAAAAGAGAAGAUAGAUAGUGGACAGAUAUGUACUAUAUAUGUGCCUACAAUUGAUCAAAUCGCAGAUAUAUUCACGAAAGGACUAUGUGGCAACAUAUUCUAUCAUCUUGUGUCCAAGUUGGGAAUGGACAAUAUACAUUCACCAGCUUGAGGGGGAGUGAUAGAAAUAAUUUUUUCAUUUAUUGUUUCGUCCUUUGUUUCUCUGUCCGUCGUAUCUUGGAACAGAACAAUAGACUGAACCAGUUCAAAUUAAAUCGGUCCGGUUUACCCUCCCGUUUCAUAACAGCUGGUCGGUGUAAAUACCAACCAACAUGUAAACAUUCGAGUGUGAUGAAAUUUAGGGCUUCGGCCUUCUUCUUUUCGUGUCUCUCUCUCUCGUGUUCAUUGCUAGCACAGACAAGAAGGAAUGGAGGUGUUUGGAGAUGAUCAAAGUCCAGCACGAUUUCUAACAAAAAGUACAUUUUUCAUGAAUACCAGCUAUUACUUGCAUUCACUUAUUAUCUACACCAUUUUAGAUUGUGCUGUAUAUAUUUAUUUCGAUAACUUCCAAAAUUCUGGAAUGUUUUAUCGACAACAUUUUGAAUUGUUUCAGAAGGUGAUCGAGAGCCAAGCCAAGGUCCUUACUCUGGGGAAAUUGGCAUUAGGAAGAGUUCCAAAUUGAGAAAUGGACGUGGAAGAAGUAAUAGUGGUGGAGGCCGGGUCAAAUGCUCAUCAGGCUUUCUGCCCAGUUCCUUUGACCGCGUUCUUCUCGAUGCUCCAUGCUCUGCUCUUGGUCUAAGGCCCCGCCUUUUUGCUGGAGAGGUAGGCUCUGGUUUAAUGGGAAAGCCUUCAGCCAUUUACAUUUGAUACUUCACCAUGUACCUUAUUUUUAUUGAUAUCGUACCUCUAAAGCUUUUAAAGAGAGUGCCUUCUGUGACUCAUGCUGGUCCUGCUGUUAUAAGCCCUGCCAAUUUUUUAAUUUUUCUGAAGUGUAAAUGGGUGAUAUUAGUUAUGUAUUACAAUUUAGAUUUUCCUGGAAUAUAUUUCCAGCAAUGGCGGGUUGAAAAUUAUUUUUUUAAUUAAUAUAUCCUUUUUAAGCUCUGCAAUCUAAGAUAUCUUGAAUACAUGGCCUUCAUGAUUCCUUGGGCUAUCUUCCUCUGCUAUCUGCGGUUAUUUAAGUUUACAUGAUUUUGUUUAUUGUCAGGAAACUAUGGAAACUCUGAGGAACCAUGCAAAAUAUCAAAGAACGAUGUUUGACCAGGCCGUGCAAUUAGUUCGGUCAGGUGGAGUUGUAGUUUAUUCGACGUGAGUAAAUACCUACAGUCUUCUGGUAUCCUUCCAUUUAUGGCAUCUCUCCUUAUCCUUCAUGUCAGAACGGUGAGCUUUAUCAUAAUCGGGAUAUAAAAGUGCGAUGAUUUGGUCGGCUUCUUGGGGAUGGAUAAUACCACCUAAAGACUCCCUUGAAAUUUCGUUUGCAUGUGUCCUCAAAACAGAUCUCCUUCUCCAUCUGAGACCCUUUCAAGCACAAUCUAUUCAUCUCUCUCUCUCUCUCUCUCCCUCGGUAUGUCUCAUCAGCUGGAGAUUAUGUUAUUUUUAGGCUUUGUAAAUUGAGAGCCUGUCUUCGAUUUCAGUUGUUGGCUGUAUCUAACAUAAACUGAGUAUUUCAUGCGAAUGAGAAAACAUUACUUUUCUUAGAAAACAUUAUAUUUCUGUUGUCUAAAAAGGUACCACUGUGAGGGGCACUUUGGAUGAUUGAACACAUAGAGAGUAGCUCUUUUUUCUUCUCAAUGUCUUUUUAAUUACUAUGUUUAUUCUAAUUUAUUGCUAUACUCAAUAACUUGGACAAUGCUCAAUAUUCGAACAAUCAACAUCUGAGUAGGCAAUGAACAUCAUGUUUUUUAUUUACAUAGUUGAAGCAUAAGUUCGAAGAAGAUAUCUGUUUAUAAUAUCCUCUCUCUCUCUCUCUCUCUCUCUCUCUCUCUCCCCCUCCCCACACACGCCAUUUGUCUAGAGAAUUAGAGCCCGAAUAUUUGAAAAAAUCUUAGAAGGGAAGGAUCUCUUUUAUUCUUGUAUUGUUGCACAAUUUGUAUUCACAUAAAUCAUAUCUCAAUUUUUCAACCAUGAUCUAUAAUGUGGCAUAUUGACCACUGCCCUCAUUGAAUACAUGGCCUUGUUUUUUUCUUUUAUUACUUAUGUUUGAAUCGGCCAUCAUGCACUCGCCUAAAUCAACACACGGCGAUUGUAAUGCUGUCAGAAUAGUCCCAUAUUGAUUAAUAUACAAAUUUCUUUCAGAUGUACGAUAAAUCCUGGUGAGAAUGAAGCUCUGGUUCGGUAUGCCCUGGAUACAUACAAGUUCCUUUCUUUGGCACCACAGGUGAGAUCACAUUAUUGGAAAGAUCAUCUAUUUCCAGAAAUUUAGCUUCCACAUCUCAUUUAAACAUACCCCUUCCCCCCUUUUCCCUCGCCCAAUAAUAAAACAAAAGAGGAAAAGAAAAACCCUUUUAAUGAUCUUGGGCGAUGGGAGUGUAUCUUCUUUAAAUAUGUUUCGCAUUAAGUUUUAAAUAAAAUAAAAUGAGGAUGUAUUUUCUUUGACUAUCUUUUGCAAUAUUUUUUAAAGCACGGAAAUACUUUAGCAUAUAUACUAGCUGGGCUGAUGAGAACAUGUAGAUAUGUUCUUACAGUAUAUUUAAGGGAAUUAAAUAUGGUAAAAGAUCUUGGCUAACUGGGAGAGGCCUCUCCAUCUUCAGUGUUUUCUGACGGUCCGAUCCUUCUUUGACCUCCAGCAUCCAAGAAUCGGGGGGCCAGGUCUCGUCGGCGGGUGCGAACUUUUCAACGGGAAGUUCACAGAGUGAGUCCUCUCUUCUUCAUGAAUUAUUUGAAACCAUGAUUUCAGCUUCUGAUGAUGAUGAUGCUGUUGGGUUCGUUUUCAUUCUUUUUUGUAGGGACUGGCUGACAGAGGCUGAAUCAGAGCUCGUUCAGAGAUUCGAUCCAUCAUCAUCUCUCGAUACCAUCGGUUUCUUCAUUGCGAAAUUCAGUGUGGGUCGAAAAGAUACCUGA